AUGUCAGUGGACGUGGAUCUAGUGAUGUCCUCUGCGCAGGCUAUCACGCCUACUACACUCUGGCUCUUGCAGUACCACUAUGUGAAUGAUAUUCUUGAUAGACGGGGGCCUCACCGUGCAGAACACUUGGCGGGCCUGACUCAAGCAGCAAAGGAAGGGAGCUUGGUCCUCGGCGGUGCGCUGGCCGAUCCUGUUGAUAUGGGUGUUCUCGUUUUCACCGACAAAAGUGUGGCGGAGAAUUUUGCUGCCGCAGACGCCUAUGUGAAAGCGGGCCUGGUCAAGGAGUGGCAAGUACGACAGUGGACUGUCGUGGCAGGUUCGAAGAUCUGAGGGGGAAGGGGCAUGCAACCAGAGCGACAGAAAGGAUCAUGGAAGCGAAAGAAGCAACUGCAUAGGACAAUG
Messenger RNA from Nannochloropsis gaditana CCMP526, 402 nucleotides. RefSeq lists its product as uncharacterized. The record is from RefSeq and is a predicted model, not a curated record. The transcript has 3 exons. Bases 1 to 330 code for a protein of 109 amino acids.